Molecule: messenger RNA, 2612 nt
Organism: Etheostoma cragini (Arkansas darter)
Lineage: Eukaryota; Metazoa; Chordata; Actinopteri; Perciformes; Percidae
Gene: plvapa
Product: plasmalemma vesicle associated protein a
Exons: 6
Coding region: 307-2484 (725 amino acids)
Biological process (GO): regulation of vascular permeability; positive regulation of cellular extravasation
Cellular component (GO): caveola
Source: RefSeq, a predicted model, not a curated record
ACAUGUUAACACCUCACUCCAAAUCUGCUCAAUUCUCAUGCUAUCAACACUGCUGAGAGGAAACGUCUGGUCCAUGUCUCUAGGUGUGUUUGGCUUUGUCAAAGGAAAGGGCUCGAGCUUUGCACAAGAUGGACUGUGAAAUCCACAGACUGGUCUGAAAUAACUCUGCAUUGUGUUAUAGUUCAUUUGGCUUGGAGAGUGCUGAGGAGGCACCUGAGACGAGUCUUGUUUGAACUUGGCUGGCCACUCAUUGUAAUCCUCGAGCAUUACCACUUCUCUCUGAACCUCCUUUAGCCAUCGGCAUCCAUGUACAGCAGGUAUUCCCAGGUGUCCAAGUCCAGCCCGCAGAAGAAGAUGCAGUACCGCUCAAAGGGCAAGAGCUGCGGCUACUACAUGCGCAUAGUCUUCUUCUUCUCUUCGCUAAUUCAGUCUCUGAUCAUAGUUAGCCUUGUGCUCUUCCUGGUCUACGGUAAGACGCAGGACUCGGCGUCCACGACACGCAUCCAGGACCUGGAGGAGAGCUUCAGCCGGCUCUCCAUAGAGAAUGUGGCCCUGAGGCUGCAGAGGAAGAACCUGACCAACUUACUCAACACCACCCUGACAGAGAAGGCCCGCAACGACUGGGACCUGGUCAAACUCCGCCACUUCUCAAACAUCUCAUUGGUCCUUAUCCAAGAUUUGGACAAAGAGAUGCAAAAGUGCAAUAUUGAGCUGUUCUCAUGCAAGAACACCGCCCGAUGCCCAACCACAUUUCUGGUUACGGAUAACUGCAACUGUGGGCUGCUGACUGAACGACUGAAAGCCAGGCUUGAACUUGUGGAGUCCAACUUCACACAAACAACGCAGAGGUUGAGGAUGGAAAUGGACCAGACUGCCAAAGAGAGAGACACCAUUAGCUUGGAAGCCAUCCGUCUGCGGAGGGACAAAUCCACACAUGAAAAACAGGUGGAGUUCUUUAGGCAAAAAUGCAAAGAUGACUUUGCCCAGUCCUUGAGUGGCAUUUCCAAUGUCUCCAAGGCUUUCCUAGAGAAGAUCAGUUCCCUCUUCCCUACGCACAUUGCCUUCCAGCUCACCUGUCCAAAACAGAGGGAGCACCUGGAGCAGAUCCGCACCAAUUGCACCAGCUUGUCCAUGGAAGUGGAGGACAAGUUCCAGCGUUACCUGGAUAGUGUGGGAGGACAAGUGUCUGCCAUCCAAGCAGAAAGCAGCCGUCUAAAGGCAGAGAACUGGCGACUGUCUGACGACUACCGCUGGUGCACCACAAACCGCACAGGCCUGAUGCUGCAGCAUGGACAGAACUUAGCCAAGCUUCAGCAGAAACACGACGAGGACAAAGAGAGACUCCUGAUGGACAAGAUGAGGCUUAACGAAGACUUGAACAUCCUGAGACGCGAUGUCAAAUAUAAAAGUAAAGAGAUUGAUUACCUUACAGAGCAAAUCAAGCAGCUCAACCUGUCCUGCAUGCCUAAGACAGGUUGGGGUGGACUUCCAUCUCGGUCAGGCACACAGCCCCAGCCUGGUUGGGGCUUGGGUGGUGGAUCCAGCUCUGCCUCGUCCAGCUCUUCUUUUGGGGUUCAGCCUGGUAGGGCAGGGUCAGGGGGAUUGAGUUCAAGCUCAGGCUCAUUUCCGUCAGCAUUCAAUAAGCCAGGAUCGAACGGGGGUGGCUCUUCAAGUUCGUCCGUCUUGUCAUCCGGGUCAGGUAGCUCCACCGUGUCCGGAUUUAACAGGCCAGGACAAGGAACAGUUGGGGCAGGCUCUUCAGGUUCGUCCGUCUUGUCAUCCGGGUCAGGUAGCUCCACCGGGUCAGGAUUUAACAGGCCAGGACAAGGAUCAGUUGGGGCAGGCUCUUCAAGUUCGUCCGUCUUGUCAUCCGGGUCAGGUAGCUCCACUGGGUCAGGAGUUAAUAGGCUAGGACAAGGAUCAAUUGGGGCAGGUUCUUCAAGUUCGUCUGUCUUGUCACCUGGGUCAGGUAGCUCCACCGGGUCAGGGUUCAAUACAGGGGGAGGAUACCCAAGCAUUGGCUCAGUGUCAAAUCCAAAUCUUAGCUCGAGUGGGACAGGUUCCAAUAACCCAGCACAGAGUGGGAGAGGCUCUCUAACUUUUGGGUCCUCCUCUGGAUCAAGUGGGACAGGCUCAAAUAAACCAGCAUCUGGUUCUUUUCUUGGGUCAUCCUCUGGUUCUUCUGCUGGUGCAACUGGGGCGACUGGGGCGACUGGGGCAACGAGUAAAAGUGGGUCAGUCAACAGCCCAUUUACCUGGUUCGGGUUAGGUAACUCAGGACAAAGUAAGUCAGGAAGUGGAACAGGGAAAGCACCAUCAACUGGAAAUAGUUAUGGUGGAACUGGGUCAUCAUUUGGUGCAGGAAGAACGACUGGACUGGCAAGUGGCUCAGUCAGCGUCGCUCAGCACGUUAAAGAUCUGCAACGCAUCAUCAACCCCUCUGGCCCAGAGGAGAAACAAGAUCUCUCCAGAAUGUUGGGUUAGUCCACCUUAAUUAGAAAAGCCAAAGCUUAAAGGAGAUUUGUCUCUCACUGCAUCCAUGAAGCACAGCUCAAUACAAACUUCUUAUAUUGAGUUCUCAUAUUUGAUAUCAAUAAAUGUACCAUAUAUUA